CAUAACUCUCAAUAACUCCCAAAGGUUAAGCUGUGAACCUCGCGCAUCGCAAAUGGCGAAGCCUUAUCCUUCACAGGUCCACUCCCCUUUCUUCAAUCCCUGGAGUUCACUCCACACUUCCGUUAGUUUUGCGUUGUAAAGUAUUCGGAUUCCCACUGCGUUUAAAGCUCAAAUGGAAGGCUAUCUCAAUACCUUCUUCCCCGAGAAAUCCUUUCAUCCUUUCAAUUUACCGAUAGUGAAAUGUGUUUCCGGUGCUUUUGAUCCUAACUCUGAGGUCUUAUUUAGUAGAAGAACUAGGGUUUUUACUUGCAAAAUGCAGAUCAAUUCUAUGCCGUUGAGGGGGAUUGAGGAACCAAAGCAUCCUACUCCCAUUUGGGAAUUAGAGUUCUUGGGAAAGGUUCCUUCAUCAAGUUCUCAUCAAAUCAAGAAUAAGCAAGCUGAAAAAUCCAGGUUGCUUAAGGACACUGACAGCAUGGAUUGGUGUGUUAGGGCUAGGAGGGCUGCGUUGAGGACAAUUGAAGCGAGGGGUUUGACAUCAUCCAUGGAGAAAAUGGUAACAUCCAGGAGUAAAAAGAAGAAGAAGAAGGUUAAGGGAAUCAAGGAGAAAGUGAACAAGAAGGAAAUCCUUGAAGAUUUAGACGAUGCUUUGGAAGGCAUGGAUUUAGACGAAGAAAUAGGGGAGGAUAACAGCGGCCUUCUCAGUAGAGUUGCCAUGUUUGCUGAUGGGAUGUUUGAAGAAAGGAGGGAGAAAGCCAAGGAGGCUUUUAUCGAGAAAUUGUCUCAGUUUUCAGGACCUUCUGAUAGGAAGAAAGAGAUUUGCCUCAACAAAGACAUUGUUGAUGCACAAACUGCGGAGGAAGUUCUCAAUUUAGCAGCAGAAGCUAUAUCAGCUGUGGCAAAAGGAUUAAAUCCUUCUCCUUUAACUCCUAUCAAUAUUGCAACUGCUAUUCACCGCAUAGCCAGAAACAUGGAAAAAGUUUCCAUGAUGAGAACUCGCAGGCUGGCGUUUGCCCGCCAAAGAGAGAUGUCUAUGCUUGUAGGCAUGGCAAUGGUUGCUUUGCCUGAAUGUUCGGCUCAGGGGAUAUCAAACAUUGCCUGGGCAUUGUCGAAGAUUGGCGGUGAGCUACUCUAUAUUUCAGAGAUGGAUAGAAUUGCUGAGGUGGGAACUAUGAAGAUUGGGGACUUCAAUGCACAAAAUUUGGGUAAUGUUGCCGGUGCUUUUGCAUCAAUGCAGCACUCUGCGCCCCAACUCUUCUCAAAAAUAGCUGUCAGAGCAGCUGAAAUAGUGCAAACUUUCAAGGAACAAGAGCUUGCUCAGUUAUUAUGGGCAUUUGCUUGUUUGAAUGAGUGUGCUGAUCCUUUGCUGGAUUCACUAGAUAAGGUUAUCAAGGAAGAAGGAAGACUAAGUUCACCAGUUAUCAUGGAUGAUAAGACUGUUGAGACUGUUGAUAAUGCCAUGGACAAUGUCCCGGAAGAGAAUGUAAGGAUCUCUGUGUUUCAGUUUAGUAGAGAUCAACUUGGGAACAUAGCUUGGUCCUAUGCUGUUCUAGGCAGGUUGAAUAAUUUAUUCUUCUCUUAUGUGUGGAGAGCUUUGGACCAACAUGAGGAACAGAGGCUUUCAGGACAAUAUAGGGAAGAUAUAAUCUUUGCAUCACAGGUUUAUUUAGUAAAUCAGUUUUUGAAGCUCGAGUAUGCUGAACUUGGUUUAUUGUUGAAAAAGGAUGUUGAAGAGAAAAUAUCACAAACAGGAAAGACUAAAUGUUUCAAUCAGAAAACAACUUCUUCAUUCCAAAAAGAGGUUGCGCGGCUUCUUAUCAGCACUGGUCUUGAUUGGGUCAAAGAAUAUUCGCUCGAUUGUUACACUUUGGAUGCUGUGUUGGUUGAUAAGAAGCUUGCUUUGGAGAUUGAUGGUCCAUCACAUUUCUCAAGGAAUUUAGGGAUUCCUUUGGGUCACACGAUACUCAAAAGGCGAUAUAUAUCUUCUGCAGGCUGGAAAUUAGUCUCUUUGUCAUAUUUUGAGUGGGAGGAACUCAAAGGUGAAUUUGAGCAGUUGGAAUAUCUAAGAAAAAUCCUUGCCAUAAAUGCAGACGGCAAUUCAGAGGACCAACCUGAAAGUUUGGUCAAGUCAUAGUAUACUCCAACGGGCUAACUUCGUCGAUGUUCAAUCUGAAAUUUAUAUUUUGUGAGAUGACAUUUAGCCCCUUUUUUUUAAUGUUGGAAUUACUGUCUUCGAUUCAAAAAUCGUCUCGCUUAUUAUGAAAAAGAAAAAAUAAUUUU
Molecule: messenger RNA, 2277 nt
Organism: Phalaenopsis equestris
Lineage: Eukaryota; Viridiplantae; Streptophyta; Magnoliopsida; Asparagales; Orchidaceae
Product: RAP domain-containing protein, chloroplastic
Exons: 3
Coding region: 173-2131 (652 amino acids)
Biological process (GO): mitochondrial RNA processing; chloroplast rRNA processing; regulation of mitochondrial mRNA stability
Cellular component (GO): chloroplast; mitochondrial matrix; ribonucleoprotein granule
Molecular function (GO): RNA binding
Source: RefSeq, a predicted model, not a curated record